Messenger RNA from Lolium perenne, 1085 nucleotides. RefSeq lists its product as uncharacterized. The record is from RefSeq and is a predicted model, not a curated record. Gene Ontology annotation, molecular function: zinc ion binding; nucleic acid binding. NCBI's taxonomy places the organism in Eukaryota, Viridiplantae, Streptophyta, Magnoliopsida, Poales, Poaceae.
UCCGCUGCGAUGCGUUAUGAUGCUGUCGAGCAGUUGACCGGCAGCAACUUUCCUCGUUGGAAGAACUCCAUUGAGCUAUGUUUGGCUUUCAACGAGUUUGAUUAUGCCUUAAGGGAGGAUAAGCCCGUGGUGCCAGUUGCUGGUGCUACGGGGUAUGAUGAACUAAAGAAAACUUAUGACUCCAAGAUGGAGAAGUGGGACAAAUCCAAUCACGUUGCAAUGCUCGUGAUGAAUUCUUCCAUUUCACCUGAGAUUAUUGGGGCUCUCCCCAAGAAAGAUACUGCUAAGGAAUUUAUGGAAGCCUUGGAGGAGCAAUUCAAAGGCUCUGAAAAGGUUUAUGCUCAUGAGCUUUUUCACAAGCUACUUGGCAAGUAUAAAAAUGAUGGUGAUGUUAGGGGACACAUACUGAGAAUGAUAAAUGCUUCAAAUAAACUGAAGCACCUAAAGUGUGAGCUCAGUGACAACCUCCUUAUCAUCAUGAUCUUGGAGUCCCUCCCUGAAGAGUUCGAUCAGUUCAAGAUCAACUACAAUUCCAUGAAGGAGAAGUGGACACUUGCUGAGAUAUCCCCUCGGAUUGUCCAGGAAGAAGAAAGAAUGAUGAGGCAGAACAAGGAUCAGGCUUUUCAUGUUGGCUCCUCAAAGAGAAAGCAUGACGGGUCAGGCCCUUCAAAAUCGCCAAAGAAAACCUUCAAGAAGGAAAUACCAAAGUUUAAAGGAAAGGAAAAGGAUAAUGGACAGUCUUCAGCGCCUACUGAUAAUGUGUGUUUCUUUUGUAAGAAGGAAGGCCAUUACAGGAAGGACUGUCAUGAAUACCUCAAGUGGAUGAUGAAGAAAGGGAUUAAAUUUGAUCCAAACCAUAACAAGCGGGGCAAGACGACUUAGAGUUGCAAAUGGAGUUGAAGUUGAUGUUGAAGCUGUUGGGUCACUCACCUUGGAGCUCCACACCGGCUUUCACCUUCAUUUAAAUAAUGUUCUUUAUGUACCUACUUUAAGUAGGAAUUUGAUUUCAGUUUCUUGUCUCGAUGAUAACAUGUUUGAGUGCAAGUUUGGUAACAAACAAUUUGUUUUAAAUUAUUGUAAUAAUG